Messenger RNA from Stegostoma tigrinum, 670 nucleotides. RefSeq names its product transmembrane inner ear (gene tmie). The record is from RefSeq and is a predicted model, not a curated record. NCBI's taxonomy places the organism in Eukaryota, Metazoa, Chordata, Chondrichthyes, Orectolobiformes, Stegostomatidae. The transcript is spliced from 4 exons. Bases 87 to 578 code for a protein of 163 amino acids.
UCAGCCUCUCAGGGUGUGUGUAUGUGCCGGCUUGUAGAUGUACAACUAUCGUGACCGCCUCUGGGUCAAGGGGAGCAUACAGGGGAAUGGCGUGUUGUGAGAACCCAUACUGCUGCUUUUCAGCCCUCAGGAUAAUAAUCAGCUCCGUCACGGCCCUGUUCUCUCUCUUCAUCUCAGCUGCAUCUUCUCAGUUCCUGAAUCCAGACUCCACUACAGUUCCUCCAAAGAAGCCGGACCCUGUGACAUCGGAAACUGUGGUUUUCUGGGGACUGCGGCUAUGGCAGGUGAUCGGAGUCUUCUCCAUCUUCGUCUUGGCCGUGAUAAUUGUACUGUGCUGCAUCUUCAAGUGCCGAAUCCCCAGAACAAAGAAGGAGAUUGAAGCACGCUAUGCCCAGCGUCAGGCUGCAAAGAGGUACGCCAACACUUUGGAUAAUGUUCCACCACUCAACGAACUGACAGAGAUGCCAGGAGAUUCUUCUGACACUAUUCCUUUGCAAACUGUCUCUGGUCAGCUCCAGCACAGAUCUGUCCACUCUCUACCUGUCCUUCAGGAGGAAGAUGAAAUGGCACCUGUUUGAAUUCAAGACCACCGAUAACUGGGUCAAAUUUUGUUCUUUUAUUUCAAUCCCUCCACCAAAAAGAACCUGUAACUGAAGAAACUUCCUCUCCU